Messenger RNA from Aedes aegypti (yellow fever mosquito), 1830 nucleotides. RefSeq lists its product as uncharacterized. Bases 266 to 592 code for a protein of 108 amino acids. Lineage: Eukaryota; Metazoa; Arthropoda; Insecta; Diptera; Culicidae. The record is from RefSeq and is a predicted model, not a curated record. The transcript has 3 exons.
GAAAUUCAUUCACAAGUUACCCGCGGUGCUGAUCAGAGGUCGACAUUCUACGCAUAGAUUAUUCCUAGGAGAAGAUUUGUGAAACUGUUGUGGUGGCAAUCUGUUAUCGAGUGCCAGUCUUCAGCUAGUGCUUGCCGAGACUUAGUGUCUACGAAGAUUAUCGUGCAAUUACACUUUUAGGUGUAGAACCAUUAUUUGAGAUAGGACAAUAGACAACAAUACGGAAUAGCUGAAAUAAGCCAAGUGUAUAGAAAACUUAACUAAAAUGGUUCGUGUAAUACAAUUGUGCAGUAUUGCCUUGUUUGCUCUUUUACUGCUAAGUAGCAGUCAGGUGUCGGAACAGGCAGCUACGUUUAUACAGCCGUUGGUUCGACUUACACGCGCAGUGGACGCUGAACAAGAGGAAAAGUGUACGGACAAUACUGCUUGCGGAUGGGCAGUAUAUAAACCAUUCACUCGAUCUAUUGAAAACUACAUGAGAAACACGUGUUCCUGCCCAGAACCAACAAAAUGCAUUCGUACCGAUGAUGAUCUGUCCAUUAGUGCGUUUGUGUAUCGAUGCCGGAAAACGGAUAGCGAAACCACAUCCUAAUUCAGAAUGACUGGCGGUUCUUCGUCUGAAAUCUAGUUUUAUCAUGACACAUUAGCUAUUCGCUACCCAGUAACCAGAUCUUUAUUUAAAUUUUCCUCCUCAAUUAUUUAAUUUAUAUCUUAUUGACAUCUUACUUUCUCUAUUUUCCAUCAUCCAGCAAUUAUUUAAAAUCAGUUGACUUUAAUUUCAUACAUGAUAGUUCUAUCAAUCUGUAGAUUUAUACUUUCUGAAAGACAUGUUUGAUUUUCAUGUCCCAAAUAAAAAAACGAGCAUCAGCUUGGAAAGAGAACAACAGAUAAUCUAUUAUAUAUAAGUAAGAUGCGUCAUACAGUUCCUUUAUUAUGUGGAUUAGCACUCAAUGUUAAUUAGCAUUUUUACAACAUACUCACAAAAGGUCCAAAUAGGACAUUAAAAUUUCUUUUAAAAAGAGGUAAUUUGGCAACAUAGUCAAAACACAAUCGCAGAGAACAAAAAAACAUUUGCCUUCCGUGGCACAAAAAAGACAGGAACGUAGCGUUUACAAGUCACCGUGGCGUAUCCCAUCGAUUAAUCUUUUUAUUCUUAUCUAAUAAUUAGAUCCAAUUCGAACUGAUAUCAUCUGGCGACUGUUUUGAAUGAUACUUAAGAACUAUGCUACAACACAGUCUAAGACUAUUUUCAUCGGGUUAGUACAAACAAUGACUAGUUUUCACAAAUAAACCAUUAGGUUUCCACUCUGACAAAUUGGAAGCAACGACGUUUCAGAACAUGAACGCCUGAACCAGUGAAUGCUGGAAUGGGCGGUAAGAAUAAAACCGAUAUUAUAAUGUUAGAAACGUACUUAAAAUUGGAUCCAUGAGCUUUUAUCGUUGCCUUUCACACAUCACCUAAAGUGCGCCAAUUAACAUUGAUGCUAAUGAAAAUUUCCCGGGUAAUGUUAUUUCUGGUGUAGAGCAGUAUUCAACGCAAACAUUUUUUUUUCUUCAUUCAGAAUAUCGAACAUUGCAAAAUUGUAACACAGCCACACUCCCACCCCAAUAGCCGUAUGAUAUAUCACUUACCGAACCGAGAACAAACACUCACGAAACAAAAAUCAGUAUUUAAUACGAAGGCAAGGAAUAAAACGCACAACAUGCUACUAAAGUAAAGAGAAAUAGUUUUGAUGAAAACGUAAGGCCUAGGAAUAAGUUUGAUAUCUGUAUGGAAUUACAAUAUCGAUUUUUUUUAUUAAGGUGAAUAAAUUUUAAAAUAUAAACGAA